Manihot esculenta (cassava) is the source of this 1176-nucleotide messenger RNA. Its product is annotated as 60S acidic ribosomal protein P0-1. The transcript is spliced from 5 exons. Gene Ontology annotation, cellular component: cytosolic large ribosomal subunit. NCBI's taxonomy places the organism in Eukaryota, Viridiplantae, Streptophyta, Magnoliopsida, Malpighiales, Euphorbiaceae. Gene Ontology annotation, biological process: ribosome biogenesis; ribosomal large subunit assembly; cytoplasmic translation. The record is from RefSeq and is a predicted model, not a curated record. The coding region runs from base 47 to 1015 and encodes 322 amino acids. Gene Ontology annotation, molecular function: structural constituent of ribosome; large ribosomal subunit rRNA binding.
UUCACUCUCCACCAUCUGAGCUUUCUCAUCUGAUCAUCAAACAACAAUGCCUAUCAAGCUAACAAAAGCUCAGAAGAAAACCAAUUACGACCAGAGACUGUGUCGUCUCCUAGAUGACUACUCCCAGAUACUGAUCGUGGCCGCCGAUAAUGUGGGUUCCAAACAACUCCAGAAUAUAAGGAAGGGUUUGCGUGGCGACUCCAUUAUCCUGAUGGGUAAGAACACCAUGAUGAAGCGCUCCAUUAGACUCCAUGCUGAGAAUACUGGCAAUGAUGCCUUCAACAAUCUCGUUCCCUUGCUUGUUGGUAAUGUAGGAUUGAUCUUUACCAGGGGUGAUUUGAAGGAAGUUAGAGAAGAGAUUGGCAAGUACAAGGUGGGAGCUCCAGCACGAGUUGGCAUCGUUGCGCCAAUUGAUGUUGUCGUCCCACCUGGGAACACUGGACUGGAUCCCUCCCAGACAUCCUUCUUUCAGGUGCUGAAUAUCCCAACCAAGAUUAACAAAGGUACUGUGGAAAUCAUUACUCCUGUGGAACUCAUUAAAAAGGGUGAAAAGGUGGGCUCAUCUGAGUCUGCCCUUCUCUCAAAGCUUGGAGUCCGACCAUUCUCAUACGGUCUUAUUGUCGUCUCUGUUUAUGACAAUGGAUCGGUUUUCAGCCCUGAGGUGCUUGAUCUCACAGAGGAUGAUCUUGUGGCUAAGUUUGCUAAUGGAGUGACCAUGAUCGCCUCCCUAUCUCUGUCCAUUUCAUUCCCAACCCUUGCAGCUGCACCCCACAUGUUCGUGAAUGCAUACAAGAAUGUCCUUUCUUUUGCUUUAGCAUCAGAAUACUCUUUCCCACAGGCAGAGGAAGUGAAGGAGUUCUUGAAGGAUCCAAACAAGUUUGCUGCUGCUGCUGCAGCUCCAGUUGCGGCUGUUGAUUCUGGUGGUGCUGCUCCAGCUGCUGCAUCCAAGGUGGAAGAGAAAGAAGAAUCCGCUGAAGACUCGGAUGAGGAUCUCGUCGCUGGGUUGUUUGACUAAAUCCUUUUGCUGGUACCAAUUAGGCAGUCUAUAUGCUCUUUAUCUGUGAGAUGGUAUCGUUAUUGUUCUAUUGUGAAUCGGAUGCUUUUGGUUGAACUCUGUAUGCUAAAGUUCCUUGAUUCAUAAUCCAAUGCAGUUUUGGUUAAAAAAAUAAUUGCAGC